Molecule: messenger RNA, 1977 nt
Organism: Epithele typhae
Lineage: Eukaryota; Fungi; Basidiomycota; Agaricomycetes; Polyporales; Epitheliaceae
Exons: 5
Coding region: 1-1977 (658 amino acids)
Source: RefSeq, a predicted model, not a curated record
AUGCUUGCCUCGUACUUUCCGUCUCCGCCAUCCGUCCCUGACAGAGCGUCCGCCGUCAUUGAUCCCAGUCCUCGCACCGUCAUUCGCGUGCUCACUUCGAUAUUCUCGAAAUAUCUUCGUGAACACGACCAUGCCUUUCACAACAAGGUUCACGACCAUAAAUGCAAUGUCGGAAUCUACGAUCUUAUCUCCAACGCCCUCGCCAUCCACCAGGACGGUGCUGUGGCUGUCACGGGGAAAACACUACCCGAUGGCGUCCACCUCGCCAUUGGUGUCACCUCAGAGGUCACAAGGACAGGGCAUCCAUUGCAUUCAGUGUCUCCCAGUGACGAGAAGGUCGACCUAGUGAAAUUCUACUGGAAUGAAACUCCUAUCCCCAUGCGUCGUCAUGUCAGUGACUUCCUUCGCGUUCUCACUGGCUACAAGGAGGGUCGGCUGGCCAAGAUGGUAACGCGGGACACCGACGAGCUCACCAUCUGCGGGUGGGUCACGUCUCGCCGUUACGACGCUGCUGUUCGCCGCAUCAACUUGGGACAUUCAUUCUGGUCAGAGCCCGUAUGGGAGAAGAUGCAAAAGUGGACGCCCACGAAGCUCGACAGCAAGACGCUCGCUGGUGUCCGAGACACUAAGAUCGACCUGCUCCCUGACGACAUGAAGUGGGUCUUAGCCCUCAUCGACUUGAAAGCUCUUCCUGAGACCCACUUUACCGAAGACGCUGCGGGCAUAUGGAUUAAAAUACUUGGUCUCCUCCUAGCGUGCGCCUACGAGGACUCCAAAAAGAAGGUCUCUCGUGACGAGAUGGAAGAUCAACGUUGUUGCUUUGUCCAGUGUUUGCGUCUCAUGUUCCUUAUCCUCGGAUGCGAGGCUGUCAAGGUUGCCUUCCAGCUGCCUUCUCUCUCUGACAUAUUUGUCACGAAGCCUGUCGACUCCAGGCAUGCGCCGUGGCCGACUCAGCCCACUCCCGCAUCUUUGUAUGCGCCCAGAACGUCUUGUCAGCAGGAUGCCAGCACUUCUGGCGUCGAAGGCAGCAGCCAAGGCAGCCAAGAGGAGCUUGAAAACAACGAGGACCGCUGUGCCUUGACUCCCGAACCCGGCGAGACUCCAGGACACGUUGUAUUCCGAUAUCUUCUUAUGGUCGUCUCCCCGUUCAAAGCAUCUCUCGCAAUCCUAAACAACAUCGCACGGCUGCCAUCCGUCCCGCAGGUAUCGAUUCUUGAGCUCAGGAAAGAAGCCAAAACCAACACUCAAGAGGAUUACGACGAAGUCCUGAAAGUUCUUUCAGCACGCAUCGCAAAGUGCAAUACAUCGCCGGAACUGGUCCGCACAGCAACCUCGUGGCUACGCGACGUCUUCCGCGACAAUCGCGAGGGCCCUGUUCCGCUUGUCCACGUUGAAGCCGAGCUGAUGUCUUUCCUCAACACCGAGCCACCGCCCGACAGUCCCCAGAGUGUGCGGGACCUAUACCAAGACCUCGUCCAGGGAAACCCAUCGUUAGCGAUCGGGGCCAGCAGAAAGGCGUGUUACGGCUGCACAAAGCUCCGCGAGCAAUUGUGCGAGAACGAGAACUCCAAGCCUAUCCCUUGGGACCCUCCCGCGUUCGGUAUCCCCGACGACGCCCUCGCUCGCAUCGCGGAGGGGCUGCAGACGAAGGUGGCUGACAUGACGAUGUGGCGGGCGCGGGCGCUGUUGGCCGAGUCCUGCGCACCUUCGCCAUCACGCAGUCAGGAAGGCACUUCGAAGGCAAAGCCACUUCUUCGGAACGAGCCCGAGGCGAAGGAGAUGAAAGCUUCGAGGGAAAGGUUGAUACAGACGCGGAUUAGGGAGAAGAUGGCAGUGCUGAUGGAGCGGAAGGCGGAGGCGGAGGCGGAGGGGAAGGGGAUGCAACACGAUGAAGAUCCGAGUUCGUGGGAGGAAGAAAUGAAGUCGUUGGAGGGGAAAUUGAAGUCGUGGGAGGAAGCAAUCGCCUCCUUGAAGUAA